This is a messenger RNA of Chlorella variabilis, 1161 nucleotides long. RefSeq lists its product as hypothetical. Gene Ontology annotation, molecular function: serine-type endopeptidase activity. Lineage: Eukaryota; Viridiplantae; Chlorophyta; Trebouxiophyceae; Chlorellales; Chlorellaceae. The transcript is spliced from 7 exons. Gene Ontology annotation, biological process: proteolysis. The record is from RefSeq and is a predicted model, not a curated record. The coding region runs from base 1 to 1161 and encodes 386 amino acids.
AUGUGCUGCGUCUUCCUAGCCCUCCAGGCAGCGGGCUUGGCAUCAGGCCGGCGGCUACUUGACGAGCCCGCCGCCGCCGCCAGCCCGCCGCCGCCGCCGUCGCCGCAGCAGCAGCUCGCGGUGCUGCCCUCCUCGGCGCUGCCCGCCGACGAGUCGGGCACUAGCAGCGAGACGACGGCGCCCGGGACAGUAGAGAUGAAGAUCAUCAACGGCGACCCAGCGCCGGCAACUGACUAUGGCUUCAUGGUGGCUCUCCUCCAGAACGGCCGCUUCUUCUGCGGCGGCACCCUGCUGGAUGCCACCUCGGUGCUGACCGCGGCGCACUGCGUGGUCGACACGGGGCUGGCGGAGGACCCCUCGGGCUUCUCCGUCUGGCGCUCCGACGGCACCAUAUAUGAUGUUGCCAGCGUGUUUGCCCACCCAGGGUACAGCCCCGACACCAUCCCGCGGGACAACCUGGACCUCACGUUUGAGGGGGAGCUGCACGACCUGGCGGUGCUCAAGCUGGCGGCCGAGGUGCCCGCCGUGGAGGCCGUGGCCCUGCCCAACGCCACCUCCCCGCUGCCCGCGGGCCAGGCGCUGCUGGUGGCGGGGCAUGGAGACGUGGCCUACCUGCCGCCCAACGUGCCUGGCGUCCAGUGCCCCGCAGACUACACCGAUGUGCUGUGCGCCGGCGGCACCGGCGAAAACACGUGCAACGGGGACUCGGGUGGCCCGCUGGUGCUGCGAGAUCCCGCCACCGGCGGGGCGGUACAGUUUGGCGUCACCUCCCACGGCCCCGACUGCCUCACCCCGCACUACACCUACAGCGGCGUGCGGGACAACAUCACCCUCUCAUACGGCUACUACACAGACGUGCGCAAGUACCUGGCAGCCAUUCAGUCGUGGCGCGCCGGCACCCAGAUCGCGUGGCCGCCCGCGGGCGCCGCCAGCCCCGGCGCCGGCGCCGGCACGGGCGCCGGCACGGGUGCUGGCACCAACAGCGGCCAGGCGGGGCUGGUGCCCGUGGAGGUUCCCGUGGUGGAGGUGCCUGUCCAGGUGCCUGUGGUGGAUGGCUCGGAGUGGGGCUUUGUGGAGGGCACAGACCCCAGCCAGCAGCCCAGCUGGGGCUCCUCCGCGCUGGACAGCAUCUUCUGCAAGAUUUUCAGCUGCAACAAGUGA